AUGUCUUCCUCGUACGAUUACCAAAAAAAAUACAUCUGCCCGAGAUUACUCGAUUACGUACUAAUUGUUGGGACCAGACAUCCUAAUCGGAAUAAUUCCGUAGCUCAAACUCCGGAACUUCUACGUAGGUAUCCCAGAGAGGACCACACGGAUUUCCCAUUGGCUCCGGAUGUUGUAUUUUUCUGCCAACCCGAGGGCUGCUUCAGCGUGGGGCCCAAACGAUUAACUUUGAGGGAAUGUACUUGUUUUGUGUUUACACUAACUGACAAAGAUUCUGGCAAAACUCGGUAUGGCAUAUGUAUGAAUUUCUUUCGACCGUUUGAUAGGAGGUAUGAAAGGAAUAAGUUGGAUAGAAGCCCCAUUGCAAAGAGCAGCGUUGAUAAUUACAGCAGCAAAAGCAAUGUAGACUACACAUUUUUGAAUCAGCAAAAAAGUUUGACGUCGACAACUAAAUAUUCACCCCAUCAUCACAGAGAGAAAGUUGGGAGAAUCAAAAAUAACACACUAACAUCUUUCUGCAUUCUCAGCCAUCAUCCAUUCUUCUCAACUUUCAGAGAAUGCCUGUUCACUUUGAAAAAAAUUAUUGAUUCUUGUACAGAUCGAUCGAGUUCUCAUAAAAUUGGUGCUUCCAGAAAUUGUGGCAGAGAUUCAGUUUGGGGUGUGUUGACGGGCCUGAUAACUGACAACUGCCCAAAUUUGGUCAUGCAUGAAGUUCGAGAAAUUGAAACAUGGAUACUAAGACUGUUGAGUGCUCCCGUCCCAGUGCCUAGCAAGACCAGAGUCGAGGUGAAAAUUCUUCCAUUGAGACACCACAACCCUCUUGUCUUUGCAAUGCCAGAUCACACGAGAUUUUCUUUGGUUGACUUCCCACUUCAUCUUCCAUUGGAACUUCUAGGCGUUGAUACAUGCCUCAAAAUAAUACUACAAAGUCGUGACUACAAUGCGUUAACCAUGAGUGUGAUGGCAUUCGUAUCAAUGCUAUACCCCCUGGAGUACAUGUUCCCCGUUAUUCCUCUGUUACCUACGUGCAUGAGCAACGCUGAACAGUUACUUUUAGUACCGACGCCUUAUAUAAUUGGCGUCCCAACGACAUUCCUGAUGUAUAAGAAGAACUUUUUACUUCCUGAUGAUAUAUGGCUCGUUGAUCUCGAUUCUAACAAGAUAUCACCGCCAGCCCAGUCUGAGGAGAUUCCCGCUCUGCCUGAACCAGAGGGUAGCAUACUGAAGAAUCAUUUGAAACAGGCUCUUGCAAGCAUGAGUGUCAGUCCGGAACCAAUUAAAGACAUGAGUAAGCUGCCUGCAGCCGCUGUGGCAGCAGUUGCAGCAACUUCAACAUCGUCGCCUCUCAGUUUUUUCUCAUCAGACGCACCAAGCAGCAGCCUCAACUUCAACAGCAAUGUCGGUGGCAACGGAUUCAAUCCUCUCAUCUAUGGCAAUGAUGUUGACUCGGUCGAUGUGGCCACAAGAGUAGCUAUGGUUCGAUUCUUCAAUUCUCCAAACAUCCUGGGAAACUUCGCAGAGCACACGCGGACCCUCCGUCUCUACCCACGGCCCGUCGUCGCCUUUCAGUUGAAUAGCUUUCUAAGAUCUCGACCUGUCAAGACCAAGUUUACUCUGAGACUUGCUAAGACCCAGGCAGUGGAAUAUUUCGUCGAGUGGGCUCUGAGUCCGACGAACGCAGUCUUCCUACGUAUACAGACAGGAAUUUUCGACCCUUUACUGAUCGGUGACAAGUCGAAAUGGUUUAGCUCAUCCCUGCAAAAGGUCGAGUUUUCAGUUUACGACGAUGUAAGCUCUUUGGGCUCGGCCAUCGAGCAGAUGCAGGCGAAGACACUCAACGAUAGCAACCCUACCGACGAGAGUGGUAGCGACACAGACGGCGCGGAAAAUCGCCUGCAGGUCCCAGACGACCCUAAAUACGGCGGCCACUCCACUAAAACUAGCGGCGGUGGCCAUGGUCGCAACUACCACAACUACAAUGACGACGACGACGACGACGAUUACGACUAUGAUAGCUCUGAUAUAUCGCAAAAUGAAUCUCUCAACGAAACUGAUGAUAUCAAUAAUGAUGAGGACGGUGAUGCGAAGUCGUCGAGAGUCACCGAGGAGAAAAACAACGCGCUCAAUAUGACAUACGCUCAACAAAAUGAUGGAAACAAAACAGUGGCAACGGCCGUAACGACAACGGCCACAACGAAACAACAAAUUGCUGGAAAAGUUCCGCCGAAAAGACCACCACCACCAAAUCCGACGGCUUUGAGUCGGCCUCUUGAAAUACACCACCGCCAGAUGUCCUCCCUACCGCAGACGGCCACCACAAGCAGCCAAUCAACGGCUACCACGUCAACGAGCAAAACCAUGAAGCCGAAGCAAAGGUCGCUACCACAACAGCAGCAGAAGCAGCGGUCUUUGACGCAACAGUCGCAAGAUGACAACCUGCCAAAUAUAGCUGAAUCUAUUGCUUCUACUCUAGCCGAUACGGAUCAUUCGGUCAGUCCAGUUCCUUCAAACAAAACCACAAAACCAUUCGCACCAUUGGGCAACCGCAAAGCCCUAAUCGAGAAAUCAGCAUUGAUGAAGCAAAGCAACAUCAGCAGCAGCAACAACAACAGUGGCGGUGGUAGCAUCUUCAGUGGCAACAACAACAACAACAGCAACGUCAUUAACAACAACAUCAACAAUUUGAGACGAAGCAACAAUCGAGAGUUAGUCAGGCAGCAGUCUAUAUCCGAUCAGAAGAACUCGCAACAUAAUGAGAACCAGCAAUUUUUGAAAGAAAUCUCUGGCCUGGUCCUGGAGGGUAGGGGGGUGGGGUGGCUGAAGAUGGGGCGUGUGAAGAAGCUGAUGGAGGAUGAGAAUUACAGGAACUUUGUCGUCAGCAGGUUGAAUACCAGUCUGGAAAGAAAGCUCUCCGAUGAGAACCAGCAUCUCGAUGAUGUGUGCAUAACAAGACAAGUUUUUAAAGGAAUGCUUACAAUGAUGAAAGCUAUAAUAUCCGGCCUGGAAGUUACAUUUAAUAGCCAGGGAACCGGUGGUAUGGCUUCGGCACUGAUGGUUCUGGAGAUCAUACACACACAUUAUUGGGAGAAGGAAGGGAGUAGUAAGAGUGACACAAGCAUCCAAUCUUUGGUAAGCACACCCUUUGGUAGUAACGAAGCCCUCUCGGUGGCGUCAGACGCUCGUACUGACGCCAAGAACGUCGAAGACGCCGCUUCAUUCACCACUAGAGGCUCGCCUGUCAUCGUGAAUGGUGAAGAAUUCGAAAAUAUCGAAAUACAGCAGCAGCAACAACAACAACAACAACAUCAACAACAACAACAUAAUCAAAAGUUACUAUCUAUGCACGUGAGAUCAGAUCUGGACAACAACAACAACAACAACACGCCCGAUAAACCUCCAUUAUCGUCCGCAACCAUGCACCCCAGUAUAAAUACCGCUAUAACUGGCGACAAGCAGAGAGAUAGCUCCGGGUACGUCAGUGAGAGUGGCGAUAUGUUGAGGGAGUUAGUGAAGAACAAAGAAAUGCUAGAGGUUGCAAAGAACAAACAGCUCGGAAAGACUGCCUCCUUUGAAUCUGAUAUAUCGGAUUUCAGUUCAAAUGGAAGGAGAGAUCUCCAAUAUGGGACCAGGUACAAAUCCCUCAACGAAUCUGAGCGGAAACGCCUGGAGUACGACGAGGACCACCUGCUGGGCUGCAUGCUCUACAACAUGAUCUCCUUCAUGGUCAUGAUGCUGGUCAAUAAAAACGAAGUCAAGCGCAAGUGCAGACGACUUCUUGGCAAGUGCCACAUCGGGCUGUCUUGUAGGUUUGUCUGGCUGUCUGUCAGUUUGGUUCCUUGUCUAGCCAGCUGUCUGGAAAUAAAUAAUAAUAAUGUUUUUUUUUCACAGAAUGGGAACGAUAUUGACCUGAAGCCCUUAGGGAGUCGCUUGAUACAGAAGCAAUCAUUCACAGUUCAUUGGGGCUCUGAUAAUACGGGGGACAUGCUCUUCAUGGAGGUCUGCGAUGAUUGUCUGAUUCUGCGUAGCGUGAACGGCAUCAUAUGCGACAGAUGGUGGUAUGAAAAGCUAGUCAAUAUGACUUACUGCCCUAAAACUAAAGUCUUCUGCCUAUGGAGGAAGCACGAUGGAAAGUCUCAGCUGAAUAAAUUCUACACUAAGAAGUGCAAAGAAUUAUACAACUGCGUGAAAUCAAGCAUGGAGAAAGCAGCUUCAAAAGCCAAUGGCAAAGUUCCAGGUUUAGAGUUAGGUAGUGAGUUUCCUAUACAGGACUUGAAGUCUGGUCAGGGUGGUCUGCUGCAAGUCUGUAUGGAAGGCAUUGGGCUGCUGUUUGCCAACAGCAAGUUAUUUAUUGAACUCCGACGCAUCAAAAAGUGCUCGGCUGCUAGAGACGGAAUAUUUGUACUUGAGGAAUAUGGUGAGACAUCGCAGAUCUGUUACGCCAUCCUCUGCGUGUUCUCAUACGUUGCGGCGGGCAUGGGCCAAAACAACAACAAUAAUAAUAACAACAAUAAUAAUAAUAACAACAAUAAUAAUAAUAACAAUAAUAAUAAUGUGAUUAUCAUUAACGAUAAUAAUAAUAAUAAGAAUAAUAACAUUGGCGCUAAAAGCCACGCUACAACUGAGAACGAUGAAAACAACAACAUUAGCAGCAACAACAACAACAUCAACAACGCCAACAACAACUUUAGCAACAUCAACAACAACACAGAUAAUAGACCAUUAACUACCAUACCCAUAUUUAAGCCUAGAGCUAUAUAG
Molecule: messenger RNA, 4758 nt
Organism: Helobdella robusta
Lineage: Eukaryota; Metazoa; Annelida; Clitellata; Rhynchobdellida; Glossiphoniidae
Exons: 31
Coding region: 1-4758 (1585 amino acids)
Biological process (GO): regulation of apoptotic process; regulation of Rab protein signal transduction
Cellular component (GO): cytosol
Molecular function (GO): guanyl-nucleotide exchange factor activity
Source: RefSeq, a predicted model, not a curated record